AGCACUUAGUGAUUCUGCAGCCAUUGUACAAUGUUUAGAGUCAGCAUUCAUAAAUUUGUCACACAUUAAUGAAGACAAUUGUGGAAUGUCGUCAUUUAAAAGCACUAGUCCUUUGUAUAGGAUGAAUCAGUAACUACAGAAUAUACAAAGGUUAUCAGAUAAAUAUUGCUGGAGGCUAUAAAACACCCAUGUGUCUUGUUAGUUCUGCCUUUCUGCUGUCUAAACGAGGACUUUCAUCACUGCCAAGCCAUCAUGUCGGAAAAGUUUGAAAUCUUUAACCUUGGUGUGAAGUCAGGUGCCACGAUAAAAGUGAAGGGAGAAGUUUCAGGUGAUGCUAGUAGCUUUGUUAUAAACUUGGGCAAGGACAACAGUGACCUGGCACUGCACUUUAACCCUCGUUUUGAGGAUCCCAAUGAUGGGUCCGUGAUUGUGUGCAACUCCAAGUGUAGUGGCUGCUGGGAGUCAGAGCAACGAGAAAAAAAGCUGACAUUUUCAAAGGGAUCAACUGUUAAGUUUACUAUUGACUUCAAAGGUGACAAGUUUGUGAUAAAAAUGCCUGAUGGAGCAGAAGUUGAAUUUCCAAAUCGACACGGCCAUGACCUCAUCAACUACUUGUCUGUAAAGGGAGGAUUCAGAGUGACCUCUUUUAAAUAUGACUGAUGGCCUGAGAAUGGUGUUGAAAAGACUGAAUAAACAAUAAAGUGUUUGUAUUUUUCUCA
Messenger RNA from Protopterus annectens (West African lungfish), 719 nucleotides. RefSeq names its product galectin-2-like. The coding region runs from base 253 to 660 and encodes 135 amino acids. Gene Ontology annotation, molecular function: carbohydrate binding. The transcript is spliced from 4 exons. The record is from RefSeq and is a predicted model, not a curated record. NCBI's taxonomy places the organism in Eukaryota, Metazoa, Chordata, Ceratodontiformes, Protopteridae.